Fusarium odoratissimum NRRL 54006 is the source of this 2290-nucleotide messenger RNA. RefSeq lists its product as uncharacterized. The transcript has a single exon. The record is from RefSeq and is a predicted model, not a curated record. Bases 148 to 1962 code for a protein of 604 amino acids. Gene Ontology annotation, cellular component: membrane. NCBI's taxonomy places the organism in Eukaryota, Fungi, Ascomycota, Sordariomycetes, Hypocreales, Nectriaceae. Gene Ontology annotation, molecular function: acyltransferase activity, transferring groups other than amino-acyl groups. Gene Ontology annotation, biological process: polysaccharide biosynthetic process.
CUCACUUUAGUAAUCGUGAACAUGGAUCGUAUCAAGGACACUCUGUACGACUUCAGCCUCCCUUGAUUCACCUCGUCAUUUCAAACUCACAUACAACAUCCCCCUCAUCACGCGCCAAUUGAAGCCCCCAUCACUGCGCGCGCAUGAAUGCUUCCAAUCGCUAGAUCAAGACAAUCCGUCAGCAUGGGCGGGCAACAGCCGGAUCUGCUGCCUCGCUCCGAGCACGAAGAUAAGCCCUCAUCGUCAGCCCCAGCCUCGCGCUUCAACAGAGACAAGAUCAGAUGCCUCGACGGUCUGCGCGGAAUCGCAUGUCUUCUUGUCUUCAAUUACCAUUUCUUCUGGCCAUGGACGCCUGCCAUCAUGUUAGGCUAUGGCGCGUUCCCUCCCCGCGCGCCUGAGCCGUAUUGGGGACUGCAGUCGUUGCCUAUUAUUUGUCUCUUGCAUCGUGGACGUGCUAUGGUUGCCAUUUUCUUCGCCAUCUCGGGUUAUGUUAUUUGCCGCCAUAUUCUCCGUUUGAUUCAUGAGCGCAAGCUUGAUACUGCUUAUCAGAAGCUUGCCUCGUCUGUUUUCCGACGUGUCUUUCGCCUCUAUAUUCCUCCCACCAUCAGCAUGUUCCUUGUCGCUGUGCUAGCUCAAAUCGGUGUCUUCAAGUCCGAGUUCGCCAUUUACAAGGGUCCCGACUCUCACUACAUCAAUGCGACAAUUACUCAUGCUGAUUUGGCUGAGGGUAACUUCUGUGCUAACGGCACCGCUGUGAGAGGGGCAGCAGGUAUUGCUAAUUACCUGGGAAUAGAGACCACCACGUAUCUCCGCAAUACCACUGGAUAUCCUGAAGGAAACACUACAGAAUGGACAGAUAUGCUCCUCUGUGUCAAUCACACAACACGAUCGUACGGACCCUCUCAGCUCUACACCUUGGAAUCCGAGUAUGAAGCUCAGUUCCCCAAGAAUGACACCAACUCCACCAAGCCUGUCAAGGAUACCACUGGCAUGGAGCGACUCGCAGCUCUCAGCUACCUCGAUGACGAAGAUGAUCUGGAUCUCACCUUCGGUAAUGCCACCAAUGCCACAAACCCAUUGAACCUUACUUGGGUUCAGAUGGGAGGCUCAUGGGAGGAGCAUCCCUUCAUCCACCCAAACUUGACAUACGCGAUGAAGAACUUUACCAGAUCCUACGCCGAGUGGGCCAACCCCUUCAACUUCGGUCACUACCAUACACGCUAUGAUCCGCAUACCUUCACAAUCCCAAUGGAAUUCCGUGGCUCGAUGGUCAUUUACAUCUUCCUUCUUGGCACCGCUGCGAUCAAGGCCAAAUGGCGAACGAGAAUCGGUUGCUUCCUCUCGGCGUACAGUCUCUUCAUCGGACGAUGGGACAUGGCGACUUUCUUGGGCGGUAUGUUGCUUUCAGAGCAUGAUGUUCGUCGUUCAUCAGAUCUGCCACCAUCGGCUGCUGGCGCGAAGGGUCGCGGGGGAGAUUUCCAACGGACAACAAAGGGAACGGCGCUGCGAUGGGCUGGUAUCGUCCUGGCGUUGUAUUUCUUGUCGUAUCCCGACUCUGGUGCUGAGUACACGCCGGGUUUCGCCUAUCUUUCGACCUGGGUACCCAAGUACUACACGCCGCUGUCUGGCUGGAUGUUCUACGAGGCGAUGGGCGCCGUGCUCCUCGUUGCGUGCAUCCUGCGAAGUCCGGUGCUCGUUCGCUUCCUUGAGAGCCGCCUCCCGCAGUAUCUAGGAAAGGUCAGCUUCUCGCUGUAUCUUGUCCACGGACCUGUGUUGCAUAGCUUGGGCUUUUGGAUCAUGCCAAGACUGUUCGACAGCUUCGGAAAGACGGGCGGAUACGCGAUCGGUUGGGUUGUUCUUCUGGCCGUCACGUUCUACUUGACGGAUCUGUGGAACAAGAAGAUUGAUGGUUGGAGUGUGACGGUUGGAAGAAGAGUGGAGAAAAUGCUUUCAGAGGACUAAGCUCAAGUGAGGUUACUAUGAGCUUUGGUGGUAAACAAAAGAGGGGACGUGUGACGGGAAUGACAGGACAAUCGGGCCACUGACGGCGGUGAUAUGUAGAGUACUGCAUUUAUGCAACGUUUUGCAUCUGGAGAAUGUUUUCUUGGGUUUCAUAUCAGUAAAAAAAAUGCGAAUAACAAACUUUUGAAGCAUGUAACUCAAACGUGGCCGUUGAGCGGGCGCAUGUUGCACCGCUUUUGAAGCUUCGAAGUUAAUCCAGGGACCGGUUUCGGCAACGACUGAAGCGCAAGAAAAUACUCAAGCUUGGCACUUGAGCUUAUCUGAUCUG